Messenger RNA from Gasterosteus aculeatus aculeatus (three-spined stickleback), 9160 nucleotides. The record is from RefSeq and is a predicted model, not a curated record. NCBI's taxonomy places the organism in Eukaryota, Metazoa, Chordata, Actinopteri, Perciformes, Gasterosteidae.
UUCUCCUCCGUAGAGCAGCGGAGCGCAGAGCCGAGCGGCAUCGCUGCCCUCCGUCCGGACCUUUUACUCGCUCCGCCCUCCCACCUGUACGUCUCCCCGCUCCCACUCCCCACCCCCCUCGGAGCGGAUCCGACAGUAUCUCCCUCCCUCUCUCAGCUGGCCGCUGCGCGCCAGGGCUGCAGGGGAUCGAAUGGAGACGGUGACAUCCAACCGAGCGCCUGUGCUUUUUACGCAGGAGUGAAAACCGAAGGAAAAAAACAAAAAAAAAACGCCCGCAAGAUGAUGUAGUCUUCAUCGCUGCAGAGAUAGUAUAUAAGGUAGAAUAUCUUUUCGUUUUCUUUCUUUUUUUUUGGCUUCCCAGCCGUUCGCAGCCGAUUCUACGCUUUAGUGAAAAGUGAACUCGAUCAAUCGAAUCGACGGGAUCCCCUUGAAUGGAAGGCGGCUAGAGGGGCCGCCUCGCCUGGCCGAGACACCCGGCUGCGAACGCUUCUCCCCCGGCUGUGUUUACUGCACCGCUUCCACAUUUCGUCGGCGGUCCUCGUCACCACCACCAACACCACCAUGGCUUUUGGCGUGAACGAGCCACAACAGCUGUCGGACUGAGACGCGGCUAAAAUUCGUCAAUAUUGCGGAAAUUAAAUGCCUCUAUCCAAGGGCCACCGACCCGCUGUUUCGGUCGCCAGGUCCGCGCGCGCGGCGUCUCGCGCCGCCACGAAGAAACGAUCCGCACGCUGCUGAACUACAGACAAGAGACUCCGCCGGCUGGGUUCAAGACAAUCGACGGCGCAAGAGUGGAGUGGAGAGUCGGGGAGGGGGGGGGGUAUUUUUGUUUAUUUCUUUUUUUUUUCUUCCCCAGAGCAAUAUGGCAGGUGAGUGGGGCUGGGGACGCUGGCACGGGCUCUCCAAGGCUCCUAAAUGCUAGCUGAGGCAGGUGGCACCGCUCCCCAUGGACGCGACGACAGCUCUAUGAGGACAAGCAAUAUCAAUAAUAAUAGAAAUCCCGACUAUUCGAUCUUAAUAUCCAAGAUGGAAGACGUCGUCAUCCCGUUCUCGUCCGAGGUGCCCUGCGACAAUAAUGGACAGCGCAUGUGGUGGGCAUUCCUCGCCUCCUCCAUGGUGACGUUUUUUGGGGGUCUCUUCAUCAUCCUGCUGUGGAGGACACUCAAAUACAUGUGGACUGUUUGCUGCCACUGCAACGUCAAACCCAAGGAGGCUCAGAAGGUGAUAAAUCCCGCCAACAAUCCGUCAGCAGAUAAACCGAAGGGCGACGAGAAGGAGGAGGUCCCCAUCAGCGAGGUGGGAUGGAUGACUUCAGUGAAAGACUGGGCCGGGGUCAUGAUCUCCGCUCAGACCAUCACCGGCCGGGUUCUGGUGGUGUUAGUCUUUGCGCUCAGCAUCGGGGCCCUUGGAAUAUACUUCAUUGACUCAUCAGAUCCAAUAGAAUCCUGUCAGAACUUCUACAAAGAUUUCACGUUACAAAUCGAUAUGGCCUUCAACGUCUUCUUCCUCCUUUACUUUGGCCUGCGGUUCAUAGCGGCCAAUGAUAAGCUGUGGUUCUGGCUGGAGGUCAACUCAGUGGUCGACUUCUUCACUGUUCCUCCCGUGUUUGUUUCUGUUUAUUUGAACAGAAGCUGGCUCGGCUUAAGAUUUCUCAGAGCACUAAGAUUGAUACAGUUUUCAGAAAUUCUACAGUUUUUGAAUAUCUUGAAAACAAGUAACUCCAUCAAGCUGGUGAACCUUUGUUCCAUCUUCAUAAGCACAUGGCUCACAGCAGCUGGAUUCAUACAUUUGGUGGAAAACUCAGGGGAUCCUUGGGAAAACUUCCAGAAUUCUCAGUCCCUUUCCUAUUGGGAAUGUGUCUACUUGCUGAUGGUGACGAUGUCUACAGUGGGCUACGGGGAUGUCUAUGCAAAAACCACCUUGGGGCGCCUGUUUAUGGUCUUCUUCAUCCUUGGUGGUUUGGCCAUGUUUGCCAGCUACGUCCCUGAAAUCAUAGAGUUAAUAGGAAACCGAAAGAAAUAUGGUGGUUCCUAUAGUGCGGUUAAUGGGAGAAAGCAUAUUGUGGUCUGUGGUCAUAUUACCCUCGAAAGUGUCUCCAACUUCCUCAAAGACUUCCUACACAAGGACAGGGAUGAUGUCAAUGUUGAAAUAGUUUUUCUCCAUAAUAUUUCCCCUAAUCUUGAGCUGGAAGCCUUGUUCAAACGCCAUUUUACCCAAGUAGAGUUCUACCAGGGAUCUGUUCUCAACCCUCACGACCUCGCCAGAGUGAAGAUCGAGGCAGCAGAUGCCUGCUUAAUCCUAGCCAAUAAAUACUGUGCAGAUCCUGAUGCUGAAGAUGCCUCCAACAUCAUGAGGGUUAUUUCGAUCAAGAACUACCAUCCCAAGAUCAGAAUAAUCACACAAAUGCUGCAGUACCACAAUAAGGCCCAUCUGCUGAACAUUCCGAGCUGGAACUGGAGGGAGGGUGACGAUGCUAUCUGUCUGGCAGAGCUGAAGGCGGGCUUCAUUGCCCAGAGCUGUCUGGCUCAGGGCCUGUCCACCAUGCUGGCCAACCUCUUCUCUAUGAGGUCCUUCAUCGAGAUUGAGGAGGACACGUGGCAGAAGUAUUACCUAGAAGGGGUGGCUAAUGAGAUGUACACAGAGUAUUUAUCCAGUGCCUUUGUCGGCCUCACCUUCCCCACUAUCUGUGAGCUGUGUUACGUGAAGCUCAAGCUGCUGCUUAUUGCCAUCGAGUACAAGUCCGAGCAGAGAGAGAGCAGAAGCCGAAAGCGCAUCCUCAUCAACCCGGGCAACCACGUCAAGAUGCAGGAAGGAACGCUGGGAUUCUUUAUCGCCAGUGAUGCCAAGGAAGUUAAGAGAGCAUUUUUCUACUGCAAAGCUUGUCACGACGACAUCACGGACCCUAAGCGGAUCAAGAAGUGUGGCUGCAAGCGACUGAUAUAUUCCAGGAUGUCCGUCUACAAACGAAUGAAACUGGCAUGUUGUUUUGAUUGCGGCUGUUCAGAGCAAGACUGCUCUUGCAUGUCAGGCAGUGUACAUAGUAACAUGGACACCCUUCAGAGGGCCUACCCACUUUCCUCUGUCUCUGUUCAUGAUUGCGCAACCACUUUACGUGCCUCCAAAUAUAAGUAUAAUGGAUAUGUCAGAUCACCAGAUGGCGCUACAACACCAGGGAACAGUGGAAGUCAGAAAGAGGCUGGCGUUCGGUUCAAAGCUGAUUGCAAUUUAGUUGACGACGAGCAUCCAUCCACCGUCUCGCCCAAAAAAAAGCAGCGCAACGGAGGGAUGCGAAACUCGCCCAACUGCUCUCCCAAAAUGAUGAGUCGACACGACCCACUUGUCAUUCCCGGAAAUGACCAAAUGGAGGGCAUGGACAUGAGCGUGAAGAGGUAUGACUCGACAGGGAUGUUUCACUGGUGCCCAUCAAAGGACAUCGAGAAAGUAAUCCUGACCCGGAGCGAAGCCUCCAUGACGGUACUGAGCGGCCAUGUGGUGGUCUGUAUAUUUGGGGAUGUCACGUCCGCUUUGGUGGGGCUGCGAAACCUGGUGAUGCCUUUGAGAGCCAGCAAUUUCCAUUACCACGAGCUUAAGCCUAUUGUGUUUGUGGGCUCGCUGGAUUACCUGCGGAGGGAGUGGGAGACUUUACACAACUUCCCCAAAGUCUCCAUCUUACCUGGUACGCCAUUAAGCCGGGCAGAUUUAAGGGCUGUCAACAUCAACCUCUGCGACAUGUGCGUAAUACUGUCAGCCAAUCAGAACAAUAUCGAAGAUACCUCACUGCAGGAUAAGGAAUGCAUCUUGGCCUCACUCAACAUCAAAUCAAUGCAGUUUGAUGACAGCAUUGGGGUCCUACAGGCUAAUUCCCAAGGUUUCACGCCUCCCGGAAUGGACAGGUCAUCUCCAGACAGCAGUCCAGUACAUGGCUUUGUGCGUCAGGCUUCUGUCACCACCGGCUCCAACAUCCCCAUCAUCACAGAACUAGUGAACGACUCAAACGUUCAGUUCCUGGACCAAGACGAUGACGACGACCCAGACACGGAGCUGUAUCUCACUCAGCCCUUCGCCUGCGGCACCGCCUUUGCUGUCAGUGUUCUCGACUCCCUGAUGAGCGCAACAUACUUCAAUGACAACAUCCUCACGCUGAUCCGGACGCUGGUUACAGGUGGAGCCACACCCGAGCUCGAGGGCCUGUUGGCUGAGGAGAACGCCCUCAGGGGCGGCUACAGCACACCUCAGACAUUGGCAAACAGAGACAGGUGUCGCGUCGCCCAGCUGGCCCUCUACGACGGGCCAUUUGCCGACUUGGGGGACGGCGGCUGCUACGGGGAUUUAUUCUGUAAAGCGCUGAAGACGUACAACAUGUUGUGUUUUGGGAUCUACAGAUUAAGAGACGCUCACCUAAAUGCACCGAGCCCGUGUACAAAACGGUAUGUGAUCACGAACCCACCCUAUGAGUUUGAGCUCGUGCCCACAGACCUGAUCUUCUGCCUUAUGCAGUUCGACCACAAUGCAGGCCAGUCCCGGACAAGCUUGUCCCACUCUUCCCACUCCUCCCAUUCCUCCAGCAAAAAGAGCUCCUCCGUUCACUCAAUCCCGCCCUCCAACCGGCAGAACCGCAGCAGUAAGAGCCGGGAGUCCCGCGAUAAACAGAAUGCAACAAGGAUGAAUAGAAUGGGCCAAGAAAAGAAAUGGUUUACAGAUGAACCAGAAAAUACCUACACAAGGAACAUUCAGAUAAAGCCCAUGAGCACCCAAAUGGCCAACCAAGUCAACCAAUACAAAUCCACCAGUAGUCUGAUUCCACCAAUCAGAGAAGUUGAAGAUGAAUGCUGAACACUUGCUGACUCAUCAGACAUCUAUAUGCUCUUUCAAGCGAUGGAAGAUCACACAUGGAGGAUCGAUGAUGAUAAUGACAGGGAUGUUGAAGACUGAUAUAUUUCUCUUCAUUCAUUCUUCUAAUGAAGGGAUCGGACAGAAGCCCAAGUUGGAAAGGACCUCUGAUGUGUAUACCUUUGAUGUUACCUCCAUGCUCUUGGACAUCGUUUUAUUUAUUAAUGUAUCCAUAGUGAUGUACAUAAUGACAAUCAACUAAGGAUUGUACAGCCCCUUCCCUCUAGCACCUUUUGAAAUUAUUUUAAGAGUUGAUGAAAAAAAAAAGAGUACUUCCUGUAAUUCUUUGCAAUAGUUCACCUCAUUUUGUGACCAGACUCCAUUGCUAAGGUGACUGGUUAUCGAAGGAUGAGGUUUGAUCAUAUCAUCUCCCAAAGAUCUACCCAGAUGCCUCGCGUCAAACCAUCUGGGUUCACCAACUUCACGUCCCCCAACUGCUUCUGUUCUAUUUGCACUAAAACUGGACAAGUUUCUUUUGACAGAACACCCCGGAACCCUCCGAUUCUCCCUCGAUGGAACGUCCUUGAGGAGAUGACGAAAGGAGGGAAGGCUGCUUGGUUUCGGAGGCUCACUAAUCUUGUUCUAAGGAUGUUAGGAAUCACGUCAUUGCUUACAGUUUGCUACUUCACCGUUGACUCGUCAUGUCGAGUGAGAGCAUUCCAACCCUGCAGAUCGAAAAACCCUGCUGUAGAACAGUAGUCUAUAAACACAGAGAGUGGUGCGCUGUUGGUGUAUUCUGGCCCGAAAAAGAACCGUGCACCUACAUGUCUUCAGCUGAUGUGUCACAUCAUAAAGCCUGUGACUCUGUUUUAAGCUCCUAUUGCAUGAUGCGUGCCUGAGCCACCUCUAAUGCAGACACAGUGCUGUCAAUCAACCUGGAGUACGUGAGAAGGAUGGAAAACAACUUACGCUGUCCUUCAUGUUUUCAGGAUCAUUUAAGUUAUGUGCACGCUGUGUGUGUGUGUGUGUGUGUGUGUGUGUGCGUGCGCGUGCGUCCGUCCGUUUGUGCAUCGCACCCGCGCAUCCUGACUAGUGCUGUAAACUGGUCCAUCACCGUGAAUUUAAUGGUGCACCUUGGAAGGAGCAGCAGGUGGGAUCAUGGUGGAAACAAAAACAGUGAAAGAAUCUAGAGGGUUUGGAUCUAUAAACAAAAUUAGUAUGUUGCAUCAAAGUAAAACUGAAGUCUCCAACUAUGAUUGAGCAAAUCCGACACUGACAGCAGCUGCGUGACCGCCGUUGAUGCUUUGCCGCCAUAUCUGCGGCAGGAUUUGGGAUCACAAGAAGAGUGGUGUAUUUUCUGAUUUGUUUUUUGUCUUUUACAAAACCGUCAUGUGCGAGUAGAAGAAAUGCCACAUAUUGCAUAAAAGUGGGCAAUAAUGGGUCCUCCUUUGACCAAAGCAACUGCCUGGCACAGGGUUGGCACAGAGGCAAUAAAGCGCUUGGAUGUUCUCUGUUGCCAAUCCAGAUGUCACACGCCACAGAACUCUCAGGAGUUAAGCUGCUGUGCUCGGUCCUCUAACAUGGGGAACUGCUCAAACAUAGUUGGAUGGAAAUGCAACAUUGCCACAGACUGCUAAUAAGGGUACUGGAGAGGAACCAGUGUUCUUUAUGCUAGCCUGUGUGUAACAUGAGCAUGUAUUUUGCACAUAUUAACGACACUGAUAGAUCCAAAUCCAUCUGUAAUGGAGGAGAGGAGGAGGAGGAUUGAGGUGGUAGCCUUGUACUCUUAAUACAUAUACUUCAUGCAUAUAAGUAGUUGGGUUUAUACAUUUAAGCGUAAUUAUUUUGUCUUCAUAAACAUAAUCAAUUUGUACUUAUUUUUCUAGACAAGAACGAUGUGAAAAGUACUAUGGGAGAUACAAAUAUAUUUAAUUUCAACUGCCUAUCAAAGGAUUUUGUGUUCGACAAAAUCACCAUUUAUUUCAUGCUGUAUUAAAACAAACUAUUUUUUUAUCCCCUAUGGCCCCUCUUUAAGAAAACUGCAUCUCUCUGGAGCCAAUAAAGCGUAGACUAAUUUGCAUUGUGAAACUACCAUCUUCAGCCUGGCAGCUCGGCUUUGUUUCGUGCUUGUAGAAAUAGAUCGAGGCUUGUCUGUUUUAAUCGCAAAGAUCAGCAGUAUCUAGUAAAUAAUGCGUCUACUACUAAGCAUCCCUAGCGAAAACAUGUAGAUGGAAAGAGAAGUAAAAAGGAAUUAUAUGUUGGGGAUAAAUGUUGUCGUUCAGGUAGAGAGUAGAUGGGAGAAGUAAUGAUAUAGGGAAGAUGUUAGUCACUCAAUGACUUUCAUUAGAUUUGUUUGACCUAAAUUAGGUUCAUAAGUUGGAGAUAAGAUAAGUUGGUGUGUUCACUAAAACAUGUUUUCCCCAAAAUAUGAUAUGGAGAAGCUGUCUGUGUAUUGCAGUAAUUCUCCUCCAUUGGCUCUAAAGUAAAUUAAAUAUUGAAUAAAUAAAAAAUACUAAGAAUUUUGUCCUGAAUAUGUUUGUGUAAAUUCAACCCAUUAUAUAAGCCACAUUUAUUUUCUAACAAAAUUAUCUGAGCUUCAAUGUCUGUCUAAUGGGUGUGGUGCAACUAUACUGAAGCCUCACAUAUUGUCCUGAAGUGAAUUUUUGAACUGUGAUUACAUUGUUGUCACACUUUAUAGCAAAUAGAUUUCUUUUGCAGAAAAUAUGUUAGUAAAAUGUAUGUUUAAUUGGGUUGUUAAUAGCAUAUUUGCUAGCCUGAACAAUAAGGAACUAUUAAUAUUUGAUAAUGGCAGUGACUCCUUACACAUGAAAUCGACAAACUGAUUGUUGUGUUGAAAAAAAAAAAGAAAAAAAAGAAAGACAAAAAUGUGUAUUUUGAAAAUAAAAGAUCCUGGAUUCAAAUGAGAAAAGUAAGGCAGAAUUUCAUCUGGUUUAUCAGCCAUCACAAUGAUGGAAGGUAGCUCCAAUUUAGCGGAGGUGAUUAAAAAAGACAACAUCCUUAAUCUUUCUUUUUUUUAUUACUUUGUGUUAUUACAGGAUUUACAUUCCAUUUUGUCAGUGAUUCAUCUGUCAUAACAUGUCAAAUCAGCUUAUUAUUUGUUUACAGAUUAUUUUGUGAGCUACUUAAACAUAUAAUUGUUCAGGAAUAAAACGGUACAUAUAACAAACUGGCAUUAAUAUAAACUCACCAAGUAAUGCCCCAUUUUUUUUCAUCACACUUGAUUACUGUGCUUUUUCUACCUGAACCGAUUGUGCGAUGCAUUCAGGCUGGUAUUUCCCACAACAAUGGACUGAGAUUUCUCUUCUUCCUACACCUUGUCAUAUGUCUAUUAGAUGUUUUAGGUCUUUGCAUUGUAUACCUCUAAAGUUUUAGAGUGUUUUUUUGAAGUGCCAUGAAGAGUUUUGUCAUCAAGCAUCCUUCAGUCAUUCAGGGACACGAGCUCGCUUCGAGGGAGCUUCCGUCCAAGAGUUUUCCACUGUGAGAACGGUGUCCUGUACUGGCAUGGAGAACAUCCAAGCCAUCAAUGCCUCCAUGCCAGUACAGUGCCAGGCAGUGCAAGCGGUCAAGGGGAGGGCCCAUAUUAAGUCCCACUAUUGCGAAAAGUGGCAUUGGGAGGGAGGUCUGCGGGGUAGCAGUCAUCAAAACACACACACACACACCCACACAUAGUCUCUGGUGUGUGUGCCUGGUUACAGGCUGUCGGUUUGUGUUAUGUAGUGUUGUUAGUGAUGGAUGACUGAAAGAUGCACGUAGAGGCACACGCCUGUAACGUCAUAUGUGUUGUUGUCCGCUGAACAAAUGACAGUAUGUUGCAUUAUUCUUGUUUAUCUACUUUUUUUCCUUUUUUUUUGCUGGACAGAUAAACUAUUUGCUGGGAAUUGUUAUAGCUAUCAUAGAACAUAUAAAACUUGUGGGGAUGGGAGGUGGGGUCUCAAGUCUUAACAAUACAUUAAAAUUGCAUUCAGCAAUUUCUUUUUUUUUGAGAAAAGUAACAAUAUUGUUAAUUUAUUCUGGCUGCCUAACGGUUUAGGAAGAAUCAGGACAUUGCUCUUGCGUAUCUCAGAAAGGAUUUGUUGGCACAUUGUCAUUGCAGCAAACAGGAGUUUGGCAUAGCUAUCUAAUUAGUUUGGAUGCGUUAUAGAUAUGAUGCAUAUGUUGAUUAUUUGAUGGUGCUGAGUUGAUCUGCCUGACACUGUCAAAAAUAAUCUGCUGAUAAAUCUACUGUCUUGUACAAAACGUUUGUACAUAGAUUGUACAUGGUUUCUUUUUGUAUUUUCUCAAAUUAAAAUGGAUGUAUUUGUGUUCUAAA